Molecule: messenger RNA, 222 nt
Organism: Didymodactylos carnosus
Lineage: Eukaryota; Metazoa; Rotifera; Eurotatoria; Philodinida; Philodinidae
Source: the annotation of a GenBank genome assembly
AUGAUUGCUGUACUAGAUAUAUUUGGAUUUGAAAAUUUUAAAUUAAAUAGUUUUGAACAAAUUUGCAUUAAUUUGACAAAUGAACAUAUGCAAAGAUUUUUAAAUAAACAUAUAUAUGAUCUAGAAAUACAAGAUUGUCAAUCAGAAGGAAUCGAAACAAUUGAUAUCAACUAUAUUGAUAAUCACUAUGUCAUCGAUACAUUUUUGAAUGUGAGCAAUUAG